GCGGAACUUGAUCCCAAGAAACGUACGCUAACGUUAAGUUGUUACUCCCAAGGAUCCCACCCGUUUACACUUGUAAGUCUCAAAGCCUAAGAAUUACUACCCCCAACCAAUCAAGUCGCUUUGAUUUGCGCAUGGGCAAUAUUUCCUAUUUUGGGGUACAAUGUCGAAAGUUUGCAGUAGAAUGUCUAAAGUUAAAAAAGCUGAAGAAAGAAAGCGCGUUAUGCAUUUGAGAAGUAAUUUAAUAUGUAUGUAUUUGCUGUACAAAAGCGUUUGCGUUCCAAGGCGGGAAUGGGUUCGGUCAAUAUUUCAAGAGCGAGAUACGUAUUCCGCUCAUGCAGCAUUGUUUCCGUCACUGAGGCAGAAGUACCCAGAAUUAUUUUUCAAUUAUACUCGAAUGACGGGAGAACAAUAUGAUCAUCUUCUUCAUUUACUGCAAGAUAAACUACAGAAGCAAGAAACACGUUUUAGGAAAUCAAUUUCAGCGUCUGAGAGACUUGCCAUCUGUUUAAGAUUUCUAGCAUCUGGAACUAAUUAUACAGACCUGGCAUACACUUUCCGUGUUUCUAAAUCUUCAGUUUCACAUAUUAUUCGAGAGACCUGUGAUGUCAUAUGGCAAGUCUUACAGCCACUGGUUAUGGCUAUACCAGCAUCAUCAGAUGAAUGGGCUGUAAUAGCAGAAGGUUUUGAAUAUAAAUGGAAUUUUCCCAACUGUGUUGGUGCAAUCGAUGGUAAGCAUAUCAGAAUACAAGCUCCACCGUCAGCUGGAAUCAACAUAUUAUAA
Molecule: messenger RNA, 781 nt
Organism: Stegodyphus dumicola
Lineage: Eukaryota; Metazoa; Arthropoda; Arachnida; Araneae; Eresidae
Source: RefSeq, a predicted model, not a curated record